AAUCUUUAUUUUGAAAUUUAGAAAGUUUAAAAUCAUUUGGCACUAUCUGGUGACAUUAUAAAUGUAAAUGUUUAGAAUACUGCUUUACUAUUGUUUUUACAUAAACGUCAAGAUCUACAUUUGUAGCAUUCGGUGUUCUAAUAAAAUUAAUAAGAAGAUAGUAUUUAUUCUGUGAUUGUUAUAAUUUAAAUAGAUAAAAAAUAGUGAAGUAUAUUUUGAGAAAGAAAUCUUUCUAUUAGUGCACUAUGCCUCUCCAUCGUUAUACUCAUGCAGUUUUAUGCAGAAUUCCUCUUUCACUUCGUACAAGAGGCGAGGUCACAUUAGAUGAAGCUAGAACUCAACAUUUGGCACUUGCUCAACUUUUGCGAGAACUCGAUAUCGAUGUGGUUGAAAUGCCACCAGAUGAAAACUCACCGCUUUGUGUUUUUGUUGAAGAUAUUGCAGUUGUAUGCAAUGGUAUUGCACUUAUAGCUCGGCCCAAUGAACCGUCGCGCCUAAAAGAGAUUGAGACAAUUAGAGCUGUUUUAAAGAAAGAAUUGGAAAUUCCUCUUAUAGAAAUAGCUGAUAAAAAUGCUCGUUUAGAUGGAGGAGAUGUUUUAUUUACCGGUCGUGAAUUUUUUGUUGGAUUAUCUCAUUAUACAAAUGAAGCAGGUGCAAGAGCAGUUGCAGCAGCAUUUCCAGAAUAUCCCUGUGUACCUAUUAAGGUUGCUGAAUCCAAACGUCUUAAAAGUUUAGUUACAAUGGCUGGUCCAGAUAUUAUUUGUGUAGGUGCUGGAAAAGAAUCUCAAGAAGUUUUAAAGAGAAUUGAGAGAGAAGCAACUUAUAGUUACCAAACAUUAACUGUGCCUGAAGAUGCUGCAGCCAAUGUACUUUAUGUGAAUGGAACAUUGAUUCACAGAUCAGAAGAUGAAAUUCCACAAUCAAGUAAAGUUUUUGCAGAAAAAAUUGAAUUUCCAACUAGAUCAUUACGUAUGUCUGAAUUAGCAAAGGUCAGUUCUGGUUUGACUUCUUGUUGUUUAUUAGUACGUAGACCCAGACAUAUUCGCAGUAUUUAAACUAAGAAUUAAAAAUAUACCUAGCAUAAGUGCUAGAAUUAUAUAUUGAUGUGAAUUAUAAAAUCAAGAGUUUAAAUAUUUCUAAUAGAAAAUGAUAUCAAAAUACUGUGCAAAAACAUUAACAUAAUGACGUAGCACGUAUACGUCGUUCUAAAACUUUAAUAACUAUUUUAAUGUGAACAGAAAGGAUUAUUUUAUAAUUAUUUUAUAAAAAAAUUAUCUUAAUAUAAAAGAGAUUUUAUAUAAUUAAGAAGAUUAAUAUAUUUGAUUUUAAGAU
This is a messenger RNA of Apis laboriosa (Himalayan honeybee), 1332 nucleotides long. RefSeq names its product N(G),N(G)-dimethylarginine dimethylaminohydrolase 1. The record is from RefSeq and is a predicted model, not a curated record. Gene Ontology annotation, molecular function: amino acid binding; dimethylargininase activity. The transcript has 5 exons. Bases 246 to 1055 code for a protein of 269 amino acids. NCBI's taxonomy places the organism in Eukaryota, Metazoa, Arthropoda, Insecta, Hymenoptera, Apidae. Gene Ontology annotation, biological process: arginine metabolic process; positive regulation of nitric oxide biosynthetic process.